AUGGCAGACUCAGAACCUCGUGUCUCCGACAAGAUUGAGACAUCUACCCCGACGAAAAUUCCAUACUGGCGCAUGGUCUUUGAUCAGGGCGCCGUCACGCAAGAGAUUAUCGAUCACCCAUACCCCGGUUCUGGAACGCAAGAGGAUCCUUAUGCAGUAACAUGGAUUCCCGAGGAUCCUCGCAAUCCCAUGAACUUCAGUGAAACGAAGAAAUGGUCCCUUACUAUGCUGGUGGCCGUUGCAACCUUGGCGGUUUCACUGGUAUCUUCUGCCUAUACUGGUGGUCUCAAAGAGAUCCUGGUGCAGUUUAACAUCAGCCAAGAAGUCGGCACUCUUGGAGUUUCCCUUUUCGUUCUCGGUUUCGCGAUCGGACCUUUGCUUUGGGCUCCACUGAGUGAGCUGUUUGGUCGCCAAAUCCUAUUUGUUACUACAUAUUGCGCUCUCACAGCUUUCAAUGCCGGUGUUGCAGGUUCUCAAAAUGCCUGGUCUAUCAUCAUCUUUCGAUUCCUCGCCGGUUCUUUUGGAUCCUCGCCUUUGACCAACGCCGGUGGUGUCAUUGCGGACAUGUUUCCCGCUAAUCAGCGAGGUCUCGCUAUGACUUUGUUUGCCUCCGCACCUUUCCUUGGCCCCGUUCUUGGUCCCAUCAUUGGUGGAUUCAUUGGUAUGAGUGAUGGUGGCUGGCGAUGGGUCAUGGGUUUCCUUGCCGCCUUUUCUGGUGCCGUUUGGAUUAUCGGCGGUCUGCUUAUCCCCGAAACAUAUGCCCCCGUGCUUCUCCGCCGCCGUGCCGAGAGACUCUCAAAGCUGUCGGGCAAGCUCUACCAGAGUCAGCUUGACAUUGACCAAGGCAGAAUUUCUCUCAAAGAAUCAUUCAAACUGUCACUGUCCCGCCCCUGGAUUCUGUUGUUCCAGGAACCUAUUGUGUUCUUGCUAUCUCUUUACAUGGCAAUCAUCUACGGUACCUUGUAUAUGAUGUUCGCUGCCUUCCCUAUUGUCUACCAGCAGUCCCGCGGCUGGAACCAGGGUAUUGGUGGUCUCCCCUUCCUCGGUAUCAUGACUGGUAUGUUGUUUGCCGUCUGCUACUCCAUCUGGGAUAACAAGCGCUACGUCGCGGUGUCCAACGCACACAAGGGCUUCGCACCCCCGGAGGCACGUCUCCCGCCUUGCCUCAUCGCAUCUGUCACAAUCCCAAUCGGUCUAUUUUGGUUCGCAUGGACCAACUACCCCUCAAUCCACUGGAUAGUCAGCAUCUUAGCCGGCGUGCCCUUUGGUUUCGGAAUGGUUCUAGUCUUCCUCAGCACUAUGAACUACCUCAUUGACUCCUACACCAUUUUCGCCGCCUCUGUGUUAGCCGCCAGUUCCGUCAUUCGUUCCCUCUUCGGUGCCGUUUUCCCUCUCUUCACCACCUACAUGUACCAGGACCUAGGUAUCCACUGGGCAUCAUCGAUCCCGGCCUUCCUAGCGCUGGCCUGCGUGCCAUUCCCAUACUUGUUCUACAAAUACGGAGCCUCGAUCCGCGCCCGUUGCAAGUUCGCCGCCCAGUCUGAGGCAUUCAUGCGCAGGAUCCAGGAACAGGUCUCCGCAGCGCCGGCGCCGGUCGCAGAUGAGAAGGUGGAAUACGACCGCACAGAGGCCCCCGCCAUCGAAGGCUCAGUCUCCAGCGAGUCCCAGGACGCUGCUACCGAACCUGCCGCUACACAGCGCACUCGCAGCCGUGCGCACUCGGUCGCUUCCACUCGCACUGUUGGCUCGUUGGCUCGCUCGGUUACCUAUGAUGGAAACCCUUACGAUAUCGAUCGUGUCCAUACUCGUGACUCAUUCAAGCAAUAA
Penicillium vulpinum is the source of this 1827-nucleotide messenger RNA. Its product is annotated as MFS transporter. NCBI's taxonomy places the organism in Eukaryota, Fungi, Ascomycota, Eurotiomycetes, Eurotiales, Aspergillaceae. The transcript is spliced from 2 exons. The record is from RefSeq and is a predicted model, not a curated record. Gene Ontology annotation, molecular function: transmembrane transporter activity. Gene Ontology annotation, biological process: transmembrane transport. The coding region runs from base 1 to 1827 and encodes 608 amino acids.